AUGACGACUGUCACUCUCACCGGCGCUAAAGGCCGCACAAUCCAAGUGCCCACCACUCUUUUCAUCAACAACGAAUUCCUCCCCGCUUCCACCCCCUCCUUCACACUCACCAUCGAGAACCCCUCGACCGGCACUCCCCUCGCGACCAUCUUCUCCGCCAGCCCCUCCGAUGUCGACCACGCCGUCGCCUGCGCCACCCGCGCCCUGCCGGCAUGGAAAGCCACUCCCGGCGCCAUCCGCGGGACGCUCCUCCACAAACUCGCCGAUCUAAUCGAACGCGACACCGAGGACUUUGCCUCCCUCGAAGCCCUAGAAGGCGGCAUCCUCUACACCGACAGCAAAAACAUCAACGUCCCCCAAGCCGUCUCCACACUGCGGUACUUCGCCGGCUGGGCAGAUAAAAUCGACGGCAAGACACUUCACCUCCCUGACGGCGGAGUGGGGUAUACCUUCCAGGAGCCAUUGGGUGUUUGUGCUGCCAUCGUCCCUUGGAAUGCGCCUUUAAUGAUCACCAUCUGGAAACUCGCCCCCGCCUUAACAACCGGCAACGCCCUCCUCAUCAAACCCUCCGAACUCACCCCCCUCUACGCACUCAAACUCGCCCAGUUAGUCCGCGAAGCCGGCUUCCCACCCGGCCUGAUCGCUAUUCUCCCCGGCGAUGGAAUCACCACGGGCCACGCGCUCUCCUCGCAUCCGCUGAUUCGCAAAAUCUCCUUCACGGGGUCGACGCUCGCUGGUCGCGCCAUCAUGAAAGCCGCUGCCGCUAGUAAUCUGAAACAAGUUGCAUUGGAACUAGGCGGGAAGGGGCCCUCGAUUGUUUUUUCCGAUUGUGAUUUGAAUAAUGCGCUGCUGUGGACGCGGAUCGGGAUUACCGCGAAUAACGGACAGAUUUGUGCGGCAGGGUCGAGGGUGUAUGUGCAGCGGGGUAUCUAUGAGAGGUUUUUGGAGGAGUAUGGGUUGGUGGUGGGGGAUGCGUUGGAGGAGGGGACGACCAAGGGGCCUGUGGCGAGUCGGAUGCAGUUGGAGAAGAUCUUAGGGUUUGUGAAGGAGGGGAAGAAGGGAGGGGCCAGGUUGUUGUUUGGGGGGGAGAGGGUGGGUGAGAUGGGGUAUUUUGUCCAGAAUACGGCGUUUGCGGAUGUUGGGCAGGAGGAGAGGAUUAUGAGGGAGGAGGUUUUUGGGCCGGUGGUGUGUAUCGCGCCAUUUGAUACAGAAGAGGAGGCCAUUGCAUUGGCGAAUGACUCGGCACAUGGAUUAAGUGCAGCUGUGUUCACGAAUGACAUCAAUUGCGCCCAUCGCGUCACGGCAGGUAUCGAGUCCGGUCAGGUCACGGUCAAUGCGUGGUCGAUGUUGGCGGCAAAUGCGCCGUUUGGCGGCGUCAAGGAGAGCGGGUUUGGGCGGGAAUUGGGCGAGGAGGCCCUGGAGGGAUGGACGACCUUGAAGACGGUCAAGUAUAAUAUUCUGCCGAAGCUGUAGCUGCCUACAUAGACCAGGGAUUUAGAUGGAACAGCUUGCUUACAGUGUCUUUCUCGACAUCGGGAUAGCUGAGAUUAGGGUUGCGAUGACCUUGUCGAGCCAAUGCAUGAAUACCUCAUUUAUUAAUC
Aspergillus sclerotioniger CBS 115572 is the source of this 1601-nucleotide messenger RNA. RefSeq names its product putative aldehyde dehydrogenase. Gene Ontology annotation, molecular function: aldehyde dehydrogenase (NAD+) activity. The record is from RefSeq and is a predicted model, not a curated record. The coding region runs from base 1 to 1473 and encodes 490 amino acids. The transcript is spliced from 5 exons. NCBI's taxonomy places the organism in Eukaryota, Fungi, Ascomycota, Eurotiomycetes, Eurotiales, Aspergillaceae.